Messenger RNA from Periconia digitata, 575 nucleotides. Lineage: Eukaryota; Fungi; Ascomycota; Dothideomycetes; Pleosporales; Periconiaceae. The record is from the annotation of a GenBank genome assembly.
CCUUCCAUCCUACAUACACACAUACGUAAAACAUUCAACAUCCUCGCUUCUGCAGUCGACAACAGCCUCUGCCAACCCACCAUCAACAUGUCAAUCAUGCCAACCUACAACCCCUCUCCACAGAAUCCCCUUGCCACAUCACUUUGGCACUUGAUUUCGUGGCGUGGCGGCCAUAUCUACGGCUCCUCGCCUCGGCUCAUCGCUGCCUGUUCACUUACGCUAAUGCCUCCGCGCGUGCUUUUACCUCAACGAGAAGGUAUGUACAUGGGGCUGACUUCGUAUGCUGAUUGUAUCAAGUCGAAUCCGAAAACGAAGAACCAACCCCGGCUUGCAAGUGGAUUGCUAGAUGCGAAGUGAGCCUGACGUGGCUUUUGGAGUCAUCCAGAAUUCAUCGAAACAGACUCUGUAGUUGAACUAUUCAUUCCACAUCUUAUUACAUCGGAUUGGAGAUUCCAGAACCAAGUGUCACCCAAUGACAGACUGGUCGAUAAUAGACAAUCCCUCCAGUCCGCACACAAGGUUGCGUUCCCGCCCUUUCUAAUCCCCUGAGCUCUUUUUCUAUUCCUUCCUCGAAC